This is a messenger RNA of Mauremys mutica (yellowpond turtle), 5688 nucleotides long. It is a transcript of the gene CYFIP2, whose product is annotated as cytoplasmic FMR1 interacting protein 2. The transcript is spliced from 31 exons. Gene Ontology annotation, biological process: regulation of actin filament polymerization; cell morphogenesis; apoptotic process. Gene Ontology annotation, molecular function: small GTPase binding. Gene Ontology annotation, cellular component: synapse; neuron projection. The record is from RefSeq and is a predicted model, not a curated record. NCBI's taxonomy places the organism in Eukaryota, Metazoa, Chordata, Testudines, Geoemydidae. Bases 152 to 3913 code for a protein of 1253 amino acids.
CAGGAAGUGCACUUGCUGCAACCGUUUCCUGCUCUUUGUGUGUGACACCGAGACAGGCGGCGGCGGCGGCGGCAGCGAGAGGAGGCGGCUCCGGAGCAUCCCUGCGCGGCGGCCGCGACUGUCUCCUAACAUCGCCUGAAAAUCCAGAGCCAUGACCACUCACGUCACGCUGGAAGAUGCCUUGUCCAAUGUGGACCUGCUGGAGGAGCUACCGCUGCCAGACCAGCAGCCAUGCAUCGAGCCACCUCCCUCUUCCAUCAUGUACCAGGCUAAUUUCGACACAAACUUCGAAGACAGAAAUGCCUUUGUGACCGGCAUUGCCAGGUACAUCGAACAGGCUACAGUGCACUCUAGCAUGAAUGAAAUGCUGGAGGAAGGACAUGAGUACGCAGUGAUGCUUUACACGUGGAGGAGCUGCUCUCGGGCCAUACCCCAGGUGAAAUGUAACGAACAGCCGAACCGGGUGGAAAUUUAUGAGAAGACUGUGGAAGUUCUGGAGCCGGAGGUCACCAAGCUGAUGAAGUUCAUGUAUUUCCAGCGCAAGGCUAUCGAGCGGUUCUGCAAUGAGGUGAAGCGCUUGUGCCAUGCUGAGAGAAGGAAGGAUUUUGUCUCUGAGGCCUAUCUCCUGACGCUGGGGAAAUUCAUUAACAUGUUCGCCGUGCUGGAUGAGCUGAAGAACAUGAAGUGCAGCGUCAAAAAUGACCACUCUGCCUACAAAAGAGCUGCCCAGUUUUUGAGGAAGAUGGCUGACCCCCAGUCUAUUCAGGAAUCCCAGAACCUCUCCAUGUUCCUGGCGAACCACAACCGGAUCACACAGUGUCUGCAUCAGCAACUGGAAGUUAUCCCUGGCUACGAGGAGCUGCUGGCGGAUAUUGUCAACAUCUGUGUGGACUACUAUGAAAACAAGAUGUACUUGACACCCAGUGAGAAGCACAUGCUCUUAAAGGUGAUGGGCUUUGGUCUGUACCUGAUGGAUGGGAAUGUCAGCAACAUUUACAAACUGGACACCAAGAAGAGAAUCAAUCUUAGCAAAAUAGACAAGUUCUUCAAGCAGCUGCAGGUGGUUCCUUUAUUCGGCGAUAUGCAGAUAGAACUGGCCAGAUACAUUAAGACCAGUGCUCACUAUGAGGAGAACAAAUCCAAGUGGACGUGCACUCAGAGCAGCAUCAGUCCCCAGUACAACAUCUGUGAGCAGAUGGUCCAGAUCCGAGACGACCACAUCCGCUUCAUCUCAGAGCUCGCUCGCUACAGCAACAGUGAGGUGGUCACCGGCUCGGGGCUGGACAGCCAGAAGUCAGAUGAGGAAUACAGAGAGCUCUUUGACUUGGCUUUACGGGGGCUGCAGCUGCUCUCCAAGUGGAGCGCCCAUGUCAUGGAAGUGUAUUCUUGGAAGCUGGUACAUCCCACCGAUAAGUUCUGUAACAAAGAUUGCCCAGGCACCGCUGAGGAGUACGAGAGAGCCACCCGGUACAACUACACCAGCGAGGAGAAAUUUGCCUUUGUGGAGGUAAUUGCCAUGAUCAAGGGUCUGCAAGUGCUGAUGGGCCGGAUGGAGAGUGUCUUUAACCAGGCCAUCAGAAACACCAUCUAUGCAGCCCUGCAAGACUUUGCCCAGGUGACCCUCCGGGAGCCAUUGAGACAAGCAGUCAGGAAGAAGAAGAACGUCCUGAUCAGCGUCCUUCAGGCAAUCCGGAAGACGAUCUGUGACUGGGAGGGAGGUCGGGAGCCCCCUAAUGACCCCUGUCUGAGAGGCGAGAAGGACCCCAAAGGUGGAUUCGAUAUUAAGGUCCCUCGACGAGCAGUGGGUCCAUCGAGCACACAGCUUUACAUGGUGCGGACCAUGCUGGAGUCACUCAUCGCAGACAAGAGCGGCUCGAAGAAGACUCUGAGGAGCAGCUUGGAUGGGCCGAUAGUCCUGGCCAUUGAGGAGUUCCACAAGCAGUCCUUCUUCUUCACUCACCUUCUCAACAUCAGCGAAGCCCUGCAGCAGUGCUGCGAUCUGUCCCAGCUCUGGUUCCGAGAAUUCUUUCUGGAGCUGACCAUGGGCCGCCGGAUCCAGUUCCCCAUCGAGAUGUCCAUGCCCUGGAUUCUCACGGACCACAUCCUGGAAACCAAGGAACCCUCCAUGAUGGAGUAUGUGCUGUAUCCCUUGGACCUAUACAACGACAGCGCAUAUUAUGCCUUAACCAAGUUUAAAAAGCAGUUCCUAUACGAUGAAAUUGAAGCUGAAGUGAACUUGUGUUUUGACCAGUUUGUGUACAAGUUGGCAGAUCAGAUCUUUGCCUAUUAUAAAGCAAUGGCUGGCAGUGUCUUACUGGAUAAACGUUUCCGGGCUGAAUGUAAGAAUUAUGGAGUGAUUAUCCCUUACCCACCGUCCAAUCGCUACGAGACAUUACUCAAACAGAGACACGUCCAGCUGCUGGGUAGAUCAAUUGACCUGAACAGGCUCAUAACUCAGCGUAUUUCAGCUGCGAUGUACAAAUCGUUAGACCAGGCCAUUAGCCGCUUUGAGAGUGAAGACCUGACCUCCAUUGUGGAGCUGGAGUGGCUCUUGGAGAUAAAUCGCCUGACACACCGGCUGCUGUGUAAGCACAUGACUUUGGACAGUUUUGAUGCUAUGUUCCGAGAGGCCAAUCACAACGUCUCUGCGCCUUAUGGACGCAUCACCCUGCACGUCUUCUGGGAGCUAAACUUUGACUUUCUACCCAACUACUGCUACAAUGGCUCCACCAACCGGUUUGUACGGACAGCGAUUCCAUUCACCCAGGAACCACAGAGAGACAAGCCAGCCAACGUCCAGCCCUAUUACCUCUACGGAUCAAAGCCACUGAACAUUGCCUACAGUCACAUCUACAGCUCCUACCGCAACUUCGUGGGGCCCCCUCAUUUCAAGACAAUCUGCCGGCUCCUAGGCUAUCAAGGGAUCGCAGUGGUGAUGGAGGAGCUGCUGAAGAUCGUCAAAAGCCUGUUACAGGGCACCAUUCUGCAGUAUGUGAAAACAUUGAUAGAGGUGAUGCCCAAGAUAUGCCGCUUGCCAAGACAUGAAUAUGGAUCUCCAGGAAUCUUGGAGUUUUUCCAUCACCAGCUGAAGGACAUCAUUGAGUAUGCAGAGCUGAAGACUGAUGUAUUCCAGAGCCUCAGAGAAGUGGGCAAUGCUAUUCUGUUCUGCCUCCUCAUAGAGCAGGCCCUGUCCCAGGAAGAAGUUUGUGAUUUGCUGCAUGCUGCUCCCUUCCAAAAUAUUUUGCCCAGGGUCUACAUCAAAGAAGGAGAACGCUUGGAGGUACGCAUGAAGCGUCUCGAAGCCAAAUAUGCCCCACUUCACCUGGUUCCCUUAAUAGAGAGGCUGGGAACUCCUCAGCAAAUAGCCAUUGCUCGGGAGGGUGACUUGCUGACCAAGGAGCGGCUGUGCUGUGGGCUCUCCAUGUUCGAGGUGAUCCUGACGCGCAUUCGCAGCUACCUGCAGGACCCAAUCUGGCGUGGGCCUCCCCCUACCAACGGGGUCAUGCACGUGGAUGAGUGUGUCGAGUUCCACCGGCUCUGGAGUGCCAUGCAGUUCGUGUACUGCAUCCCCGUGGGGACAAAUGAGUUCACUGCAGAGCAGUGCUUUGGAGACGGUUUGAAUUGGGCAGGCUGCUCCGUCAUUGUGCUCCUCGGGCAGCAGCGGCGCUUCGACCUCUUUGACUUCUGUUACCAUCUGCUGAAGGUGCAGAGACAGGAUGGGAAGGAUGAAAUCAUCAAGAACGUGCCCCUGAAGAAGAUGGCUGACCGCAUAAGGAAGUAUCAGAUUCUGAACAACGAGAUUUUCGCCAUCCUGAACAAGUACAUGAAGUCUGUGGAAACAGACAGCUCCACGGUUGAGCAUGUGCGCUGCUUCCAGCCUCCCAUCCACCAGUCCCUGGCUACCACUUGCUAAGCAGCAAGUGCUAGUGUGGAUAUUAAACCCCUUUGGGAUUAGGGAGGAAGAGUGACUGGAUCAGAACAAGAACUGGGAAGGGGAAACUUGACAAUGUGGCUCUGGCAACAAGAGAGGUUGGGUACACCCGAUACACACAUCUUCCUAGCUGGCCCUGUUUGAGUGCAUGUGCUGUAGCAUCCCUGUGGUUGGCUUUACCUGUAGCUUUGAGACUGGGUGUGGGAGCGGGGCAGGAUGUGCUUUUCUUCCAUGCAGUGGGUUGGGAUUUUUUGGUUUUGUUUUUCUGUGAUACGUCCAGUCGAACCCAAAACUCUGAAGCCAUAUAGAAUCCUAGGUGUCGGGUUCCCGUCACGAGCUGAUUGUUUCAGAGUGCCAGAAGCCAUCUCCCACUGCCGCAAGUGGAACUUCCCCUGUGAUGCAUGACAGCGGCAGGAGGGUUUGAAGACGUCCCUCAUUUGGUGAGGCACAAUAGCAGCACUUUUCACUUGGCAGCCCACAGAGGAAGAAGUCGUCUGACCAGAGAAAGGAAACCAAGUUGAUUCAGAGUUUGAGUCUAGUGUCACUGCCUACAUGGGGUUGGAGAUUUCCCCACUCUUUUCACCAAGCCUGCAUUUCAGAGAGCUGGGAGACAAGAUACCAUCCUGGUGGUUUCCCACUACAUGCCAUAGCCCCACUACUAAUUCAAAAGAGGUGCCCCUGAAGCUAUAUCUACCAGGGAGUAAACAAUGAAAUCGCCUAAUGAAUGCUGUGGGCUGCAUUUACCUGAAAAUUCCACUCGCUAUAUUCCUGGGGUGGGAGGAGGAAUCAGCGAUCCUGGCAGCCCGGCUUACCUCCAGAAUGUACAUGUACUUUGGUUUUUAGCCAAGGAUCAUACAUCCACAUUCGACAAUGAGCUGGAAGCUACAAUUUGUGUCCAUUCUUGAGUGAUGGUUUUCUUUGUUUCAAAUGAGUUCCUCCAGUGCAUAUGCCUACAGGGCAUGGAGAGUUCCAGUGGGGGUGAACGGAAACCCUAUUACACAGAAACAGCAGGAUCCUUUAGAGCAGAGGAAAUGAAAUAAGCAUCAGAAAGGAGAUGACUAUAGUACUCAGAGGGUUCUACAAAGGAAAUACAGGAUUCUGUUUCCUUCUGACUCUUAAACAUUGUCCAAGAUCCUGUGAGAUUAAAAGAACCUAGUUGAAUCAUCAAGGAAAAUUUCAGAACUCAUUGUUUUCCCUUCUUCCCCACAUCAACUUCUUUGAAGUGAGAUGAAGGGUCUUCUUUGAUGUGGCAAAAGCUAAGGGGCCAGAUCCGGAUCUCAUCUAUACAGGGGUAAACCUGGAGUAACCCCAUGGACUUCAGUGAAGUCACUCCAUAUUUAGACAGAUAUAGAUGAGAUCAGAACCUGCCCUCUCCUCACCUCUCCUAAUCCACCCUGGCCUCACCCCCUGAGAAAGUUUUAAUUUCUUGAUUUUAUUUAGGUUAAAUCAGACCUUUGCCAUUAUGUAAUAGAGCCAUGUUAGUGCCCUGUAUCUCAACAUAACCCAGACACUCUGUUCAGCUUAUUUAGGACAAUGCAGUGCUCUCACAAACCGCUGGGAAGCCAGAGACUGGGUAAUUACUCUGUCUGAGGGAACAGAAAGUAGAUCUGUUCAAGAGGUGUCCCGACUGGAACAUUCUGUCUUUUUUCAGAGUAGCAGCCGUGUUAGUCUGUAGCCGCAAAAAAAACAGGAGCACUUGUGGCACCUUAGAGACUAACAAAUUUAUUUGAGCAUAAGCUUUCGUGGGCUACAGCCCA